Thrips palmi is the source of this 626-nucleotide messenger RNA. RefSeq lists its product as uncharacterized. NCBI's taxonomy places the organism in Eukaryota, Metazoa, Arthropoda, Insecta, Thysanoptera, Thripidae. The record is from RefSeq and is a predicted model, not a curated record. The transcript is spliced from 5 exons. The coding region runs from base 39 to 527 and encodes 162 amino acids.
GCACCGAGGAAGUCAACAGGCACCUCACUGGGUAAGCCAUGACGACGCUGUGCUCUUCCUCCAAAGUAAGGGCACUUGUACUGUUGAUGACUUUUCACCAUGUUCGAAGCAGACAAAUCAACACCCUUGCUGGCCCAUACAUCGCCUACGGCAAUCGGUGGGACACGUGUCCAUCAGAAAACGUGGAGCUGCCCGUCCGCCUGGGCCAUUUCAACCCUCUUCGGCCGUACGACCCGCAGACGCUCUCAGGAGAAGUGACAUACAAAGAAGACUUCGGGGACAAUUACAUUACAAGUGUUACCGUAGCCAAGCGAUCGAACAAUCAGUGGAAGGAAAACUUCUUCGUCGCGAAGUUCACCCGGAUGGGAUGCUCCGCAGUGCGCGACAACAUUCCUAACCUGUUCCGCAUCGUCGUCAAAUAUAAUCCGGGAAUGGGCAGCAAGAAGACCUGUUCCAUACCGGCGGUGCGUAUCACCCGUGACACGUUUCAGCGGCCGUUGGGAAUAAGGGCGGCCGCUUCACCCUAAAUGAUACAAUUCAUUGGAUCUUACCUAACGUGCCGAUCUUGCCCUAUGGGCGCUACCAGUUUCAAUUCGUGUCGCGAGUCGCGAAUGACACCGACAGAG